GGCACUUGACGUGUCUCGUCAACACAAUAAUGGCGGAUGCUGUGGAGGAAGCGCUCCGGGGCAGCUGGGACCAAGAUUUAGCUGAGGCUCUGGACUCGGGUAGUUCCGACAUGGAGAUGGACAAAGGUGUCGUCCACCCUCAGGAGACUUCAGCUCAACAGAGAGCAAAGAUGUGGAAGAUUGCGCUGAACGUGUCCGGUAAAGGAGACUCUCUGGCCCAAUGGGAUGGCAUCCUUGAUUUACCAGAACAGACGCUCAUUCAUAGUCGCAGUCAGCAGCUGAUUGAGCAGCUUCAAGUGUCGGAGGAGGAGCGCGGCGACAUGGUGUCCGACGUGGAGGCGGUGGUCACCUUCUACUGCAAGUCGCGCAAUAUCAGCUUCACUUCUGACCUGAGCUGGCCGCAUCUACUCAAACCGCUGCUGGGCCUUCGGCUGGCCCGCAGCGACCUCUACAAUUGCUUCUACGCCAUUAUGAACAAGCACAUACCCCGGGAGUGUGUGCCCAAAGGUCGCCCGUUCCACCUAUACCGACUGCUUCUGCAGUACCACGAACCUGAACUCUGCUCCUUCUUGGAUACCAAAAAGAUCACGCCUGACUCCUACGCCAUCCACUGGAUGGGCAGCCUGUUCUCCAGCCACUGCCCGGCCGACGUCACCCAGGCUCUGUGGGACUGCUACCUCCAACAAGCGGACCCGUUCCUCAUCUUCUUCCUUUUGCUCAUCAUCCUCGUCAAUGCCAAAGAGUCCAUCCUUGACAGAGAAGGAGACAACAAAGAUGACAUCAUCAAAAUGCUGGAAGAAUCUCCUUCUCUACUUGAAGCUGAGGACAUCGAGGACUUAUUUUCCUUGGCCCAGUACUACCAGAGCAAAACUCCUCUGUCGCUCAGGAAGAUGAACCAAAACCUGUUCGGGAGCAGUCUGGUGGCUCUGAAGGAGGAGGACAUCGACCUGAGUCAGGCGCUCUGCCUCCCAGUGUCUGUCCCAGAAAUCCUGCUGGCCAACCAACAUCAGCAGGACGGGGUGCGCUUCUUUGUGGUGGACUGCCGGCCGGCUGAGCAGUACAAUGCCGGUCAUCUGUCCACUGCCUUCCAUCUGGACUCAGACCUGAUGCUCCAGAACCCGUCCGAGUUUGCUCUGUCGGUCAAGUCCCUCUUGGAGGCUCAGAAGCAGUCCUUGGAGUCGGGCUCGGUCGCCAGCGGAGAGCACCUGUGCUUCAUGGGCAGCGGCAGAGAGGAGGAGGACAUGUACAUGAACAUGGUGCUGGCACACUUCCUGCAGAAAAAUAAGGAAUAUGUCAGCAUUGCUAAGGGGGGCUUCAUGGCUCUCCAGCAGCACCUGGUGGACAUGAACGUGGAGGGCUUGGACUCGUCGUACAUCCACUGGAUCGUCAGCACGUCGGGAUCUCACAGCAGCCUCAGCUCGGCAGACGGGGAGUCUCUGAGUGACGGCAAAGGUGUCAAGUCUUUGGUCAACAAAAUGACUUUUGCCCUCAAGUCCAAGUCGGUGAAUGUGAAAGAGAAGAUGAUCAGCUUCAUUGAAAACACGUCCACCCCUGUGGACAGAAUAUCUUUCAAUCUGCCCUGGCCAGAGAAGGUGAUUCCUGAUAGACACGUGAGCAGCAGCGACCGCGUGGGCAAACCUUACCGCGGAGUGAAGCCCGUUUUCAGUAUUGGUGACGAAGAGGAGUACGACACAGAUGAGAUCGACAGUUCGUCCAUGUCGGACGACGACCGGAAGGAGAUUAUCAACGUUCAGACGUGGAUCAACAAGCCCGACGUCAAGCAUCACAUCCCGUGCAACGAGGUGAAGGAGACCGGUCACAUGUUCCCCAGCCACUUGCUGGUCACAGCCACGCACAUGUACUGCCUUCGCGAGAUCGCCACCAGGAAGGGCUUCGCUUACAUCCAGUCCAGACAAGCGCUGAGCUCCGUGGUGAAGAUCACGUCCAAGAAGAAGCACCCGGAGCUCAUCACUUUCAAGUUUGGCACCAACAACUCCACCGGAGUGGAGAUUUCCGCAGUGGAACGAUAUCUUAUCCCCAACGCCGGAGACGCCACCAAGGUGAUCAAGCAGCAGAUCAUGAAGGUCCUCGACGCGCUGGAGACUUCGUAAAAUGACAGACGAUGACCACGACAACGGCGGCGUCUGGUGCCCGCUUGCCCCUAACAAAAACUGUUGGAAGUACCUCGGGUCCCCGACGCGGUGCGGCGUUGGCCCUCGGAUGCCACGCCGCUCCACUGCACAACUGCGGGAGCCCAGAGCGUAUCAUGCUGCCCUCUUUACACUAACUUAUGAAAUAUAUAUAUAUAUAUAUAUUGGUUAUACUGUAUUAUUUGUUCAUUCUAAAGCAGUGCUAUUCCACUUUGGAAGCUUUCCUCUGGCCUUAAGGUAGCGUUACUAUCCAAGCGGUUGUUCAAUGAUUAUGUGACACACUUUGUUAAAUGUUUAACAGUGUUUUCGCUGUCUUAUUUCCACACCGGUUAAUUUAGGCGGACAAGUACUGAAUGUACAGGACUAGUAGCAGCAAUGUUACAGUCGAGGCGAGGUUCUUUGAUUUUUUUCCAGCAGUCAGCCUUAAGUAGAAACCCAAUGUGAGGUUCAUUAUAAAUAUGUACAUAUGAUGUACUGCUGUUAUGUGAAGCAUCUCCAAAGUUAAGAGUAUGCAGCAAGGCUUUAAAUUCAUCUCGCGUGUGAUGUAGCAACUGAGCAUCAACAUUUGUUUCAUUACAGAAUUAUUUGCAGUUUACUUUUGCGCUUUAAAGAAAACAUUACUGAUUAUACAUACUGAUUAGAAUAUGGUCGACACAAACUUGAAUACAAAACUUUCAACGAAUGACUUUUUUCACUCUGAUCGUUACGCCAAUGCAUCGUGCUGUAAAUAUUACACUUGCAAGUAUAUGAACAAGAAUUAAACUAUUGGUCCUAGUCUUAAUACCACUGGUUAACAUCACUAACAAAAGAAUGGCACCACUCGGCUGGCAAUGCAAAAAAAAAAGGUUGAAUUUGCACCUUACUGUACUGCUAUUAUUUUGUAAACAUUUCCCAUUUUAAUAAACAAAACGAUAUCACUGCUG
Messenger RNA from Syngnathus acus (greater pipefish), 3073 nucleotides. RefSeq names its product TBC1 domain family, member 23 (gene tbc1d23). The record is from RefSeq and is a predicted model, not a curated record. The coding region runs from base 30 to 2111 and encodes 693 amino acids. Lineage: Eukaryota; Metazoa; Chordata; Actinopteri; Syngnathiformes; Syngnathidae. The transcript has 19 exons. Gene Ontology annotation, biological process: retrograde transport, endosome to Golgi; embryonic brain development. Gene Ontology annotation, cellular component: trans-Golgi network.